AUGCCUCACCAUCCCGCCGAAGAGAACACUCAAUCCCACAUCUUCGACAAGGUCGCCAAAGAGUCCGCCGACUCCACGGCCUCGGACCACCCGCUUCACGAUGAAAACAAGGGUCCAUUGAAGCAGGCCACGUCCGAAGACCAUCGGAGCAAAGGUCCACAACUCUCGGACAACAUGCCCCCGGCCUCCAGCAAGGACGAUUUGAAGGCAAAGGCUCAAGAGUUGAACAAAUAA
Molecule: messenger RNA, 234 nt
Organism: Capronia coronata CBS 617.96
Lineage: Eukaryota; Fungi; Ascomycota; Eurotiomycetes; Chaetothyriales; Herpotrichiellaceae
Exons: 2
Coding region: 1-234 (77 amino acids)
Source: RefSeq, a predicted model, not a curated record